Closterium sp. NIES-65 is the source of this 3734-nucleotide messenger RNA. Lineage: Eukaryota; Viridiplantae; Streptophyta; Zygnematophyceae; Desmidiales; Closteriaceae. The record is from the annotation of a GenBank genome assembly.
GAUCCCUCCUGCGGAUGGCCCCUCCCCCUCCGUCUCGGUUCAGCGGAAAGUCCGCGGAGAGGCCUAGCGAAGGCGGGCUCACCGAGCGACGGAGUUACGAAUACGACGGUAGCGGUAACGGCGGUCGCAUGGCAGCGUUUAAAGCCAUUGACGAACGGUCUGAAGGAAGCUUCAAGGAAGGAAGCGCCAAGGACCGGUUUAGGAGCGCGAAGAGCGUUAAGCGGGGAGCUUCGCCAGCUAGACCCCGGCAGGUGGAUGGGAUAAUGCAUGAGUAUCAGAUGCAGAACGCUGCUGCGCGCCGAGCCGAGGCUUCUAACCACAGCAAGAAGGGAAUCGGCGGCACCGUGCUGUUCCUGAUGUUGCUCGUCUGCACGGCAGCAGUAGGCUGGGGAGGCUAUCAGUACAAGCAAGCCCUCUCUCUCGAGCUCCGGCUCUCAGAACUGCAGCGCAAACACACGCGCCUUGCUUCCAAACUGUCAGAUGACGUUCCUGCUAGCGUCAGCAGGAUCUUCCCCAGCAGCAGCAGCAGCAGCAGCAGCAGCAGAUGCGAAGUAGAAGGAGAAGAUGGGGCAGUGGAAGGUACCUGCUCCCCCUUCCCCACAGAAAGGUCUGAAGGAGACAGCGCCGGGUGGAGAGAGGGGAGCGGGAGCGAGGAGGAGAGCGAUCGCGAGCGUAGAAGCUCAAAGGAGAAGGCAAAGGAGAAAUCCAAGGAGAAGAAGGAGGAGGAGGAAGAGGAGGAAGAGGUGAAGGAGGACCAGGAGCUGUUCUGGCGCAGGGUGGCGCUCCUAGCAUCCAUUCUCUGCCUGGUCCUCCCCAUCUUCAUCAUCCGCAACAUCGAUGAAGUGGCACAGCUCUUUGGAAGGCGCCCCAAGGCGACAGACGGCCAUACGACCGCCGCUGCCUCUUCCUCCUCCUCGUCAUCCACCUCUGCUGCGGCGGCGGCUGCUGCUGCUGCUGGUGCGGCUCCUUCAGCGGCGCCUGGGGCGGACGAGGAGGUGUCGAUGAGCAAGCGGCUGGCCUCAGCUGCGCUUGCACCUGGAGCAGACGAGGAGGUGUCGAUGAGCAAGAGGCUGGCGUAUAAGGCCGAUGUGCUCUUCUCCAUGCACUCCUGGGUCAAGGGCGCUGCUCUCCUCGCCGCCACUCUCCUCCUGUACGUACACCUUAACCCCCCAGCCUCCGCUCCUCUACCACCCCGCCUCCUCUCUACCCUUGUGCCGCUGGAGCGGACGAGGAGCUGCCCUUGUGCGGCUGGAGCAGAGGAGGAGGUGUCGAUGAGCAAGAGGCUGGCGUAUAAGGCCGAUGUGCUCUUCUCCAUGCACUCUAUCGCCCUGGGAGGCCUUGCUCUGUACGCCGUUGGAUCGAAAGACCGAAUGGAUCUGGGCGACGCCACGUGGCGGGCGUGGUCCUACGUGGCAGACGCAGGCAACCACGCGGAUAGCGAGGGCGUGGGGCCGCGGAUCGUGGGCGUGAGCAUCAGCAUUGGCGGGAUGCUGAUAUUCGCGCUGAUGGUGGGGUUGGUGUCGGAGGGCAUCUCGGAGAAGGUGGACUCGCUGAAGAAAGGCAAGAGCGACGUGAUUGAGAAGAACCACACGCUCAUCCUCGGCUGGAGUGACAAGCUGGCCUCGCUGCUGAAGCAGCUGGCAGUGGCGAAUGAGAGCAUGGGAGGGGGUGUGGUGGUGGUGAUGAGUGAGCGGGAGAAGGAGGAGAUGGAGAGCGAGAUUCAGAAGAUGGAGUUCAACUUCCGAGGGACCACUGCAGAGAACGCGGAUGCUGCAGACGCCAGGGCACUCAGGGUGGUGCUGAGCCUCUGUUCUGCUCUCCCUCUCCCUCUCCCUCUCCUUUCUCUCUCCCCACCCCCCCUUCCCUCCGCUCCUCUCCGCUCGCCCCUGGUGUUGGCUGACCUGAAAAAAGUCUCUGUCUCGACUGCUCGGGCGCUGAUAGUUCUGGCAGAGGCGGAAAACGCGGAUGCUGCAGACGCCAGGGCGCUCAGGGUGGUGCUGAGCCUGAUGGGCGUGCGGGAGGGGCUGCGUCUGACUCAAUUCUUCCUUCUAAUCGUUGGCUUUCGUCUCCCUUUCUCCUUUCCCUCGCCCCAUGCUCUCCCCCCUCCCCAUGCUGCUGCAGCUCCGGCUCGCCCCUGGUGUUGGCUGAUCUCAAGAAGUUCCGGCUCGCCCCUGGUACUGGCUGAUCUCAAGAAGGUCUCUGUGUCGACUGCUCGAGCUCUAAUCGUGCUUGCGGAAGCAGAGAACGCGGAUGCUGCAGACGCCAGGGCGCUCAGGGUGGUGCUGAGCCUGACGGGCGUGCGGGAGGGGCUUCGAGGGCACAUUGUGGUGGAGCUGAGCGAUAUUGACAACCAGCAGCUCGUCAAGAUGGUGGGGGGACGGAUGGUGGAAACGGUGGUGGCGCACGACGUGAUCGGGCGCCUCAUGAUUCAGUGCGCCCGCCAGCCCGGCCUGGCCCAGAUCUGGGAGACCCUCCUCGGCUUCGAGAACUGCGAGUUCUACACCAAGCACUGGCCCGAGCUCGUCGGGAAAACCUUUCGGGAGGUCCUGCUGUCCUUUCCUGAUGCGGUGCCGUGCGGUUUGAGGGUUUCUGCAAGGACGUAUUAUGAGAAGAGUACGGAGGCGGUGGGGUUUGAGUUUGCUGGUGGGAGCAGUGUUGGGAGUGAGGAUGAGGAGGAGGAAGGGGAGGAGGGGGAGGGAGGAGGGGAGGGCGAGGGGAAGAGGGUGCAUAAGGAGCAUACCCGGCUGUGGCUCAACCCGGACGAUGACUACGUGCUCCAGCCUGAGGACUCUGUGCUUGUGAUUGCAGAGGAUGACGACUCCUAUGCCCCCGGCCCGCUGCCCGUGGUGCAAGACGCCCCGCUGCCCGACAUUGAAACCCCGCCGAAGCUGCCCGAAAAAAUCCUGUUCUGCGGCUGGCGGCGCGAUAUCGACGACAUGAUCACGGUGCUAGAGGCGUUUUUAGCCCGGGGCUCAGAGCUGUGGAUCUUCUCGGACGUGCCCGUGGAGGAGAGGGAGGCGCGCCUCAUAGAGGGCGGGCUGAACCCCAGCGAGCUGGAGAACGUGAUGCUCGUGCACCGCAUGGGGAAUGCCGUUAUUCGGCGCCAUCUGGAGUUUCUUCCCCUCGAAACCUUCGACUCGAUCCUCAUUCUAGCGGACGAGGGGCUGGAGGACUCGAUUAUCAACUGCGACUCGCGCUCCCUCGCCACGCUGCUGCUCAUCAGAGACAUCCAGUCCAAGCGCAUGCCGGCGGGCAGCAAGGGCCACCGGCGCAGCAACUCGAGCAUAACCUACCCGCGCCCCACGUCCACGUCCUCGUGGGUGGGGCAGAUGCAGCAGGCGUCGCAGCAGUCCAUCGUCAUCUCGGAGAUCCUCGACUCGCGCACGCGCUCCCUCGUCUCCGUCUCCAAGAUCAGUGAUUACGUGCUCAGUAACGAGCUGGUGUCCAUGGCUCUAGCAAUGGUGGCGGAGGACAGGGAGGUCAACCGCGUUUUGGAGGAGCUAUUUUCAGAAGAGGGCAACGAGAUGUAUAUCCGCCCAGCCGAGCUCUACCUGACAGAUGGCGAGGAGCUCUCGUUUUUCGAAGUGGCGGUGAGAGCACGCCAGCGCAUGGAGAUCAUUAUUGGAUACCGGCUCUUCACAGAGGACGAAGCAGUUCUGAACCCGCCUGACAAGGCUGAAAGGCGCACCUGGUCGAUUCAAGACACCUUCAUCGUUCUCUCGUUCAACGAGUAG